GUUGUAACUCAUUCAUUCAUCAAGAUCGCAACUCUCGAUGGGAGGAUGCUUCACCUCCAUCUCAAGCCCGAUGCCACGAUUAAGGCGCUCAAAUUUGCCAUCGAGGACCAGGAAGGAUGGUCACGAGACUGCAUGAGCAUCCGCACGGUGGGAGGGACGAUCCUGGAAGACGAUCAGAAGCUCCAGGCGCUCGGGUUUUGCGAUGAGGGGUCGCACGAUGCUCUCCUUCUCUUCCGCACAGAUUUGACGGAGGAGCUCAGCGGGAUCCGAGAGUCACAGCAGAGCAUGAUGAUGCGGGAGCGAAGAGAAGGAUCCAAGACCAUCACAAUCGACUCACAAGCGCCUUCAAGUGCUCCCCACCAUCCCCCCAUCCCCCAGCCCCCCCGCCCCUUCUCCCCUCCUGCUGUCCUCCAUUACUGACGUUUCAACAUCAGAUCCCGACCGAGAGCAGU
Messenger RNA from Guillardia theta CCMP2712, 452 nucleotides. RefSeq lists its product as hypothetical. The transcript has 2 exons. NCBI's taxonomy places the organism in Eukaryota, Cryptophyceae, Pyrenomonadales, Geminigeraceae. Bases 46 to 420 code for a protein of 124 amino acids. The record is from RefSeq and is a predicted model, not a curated record.